Molecule: messenger RNA, 2718 nt
Organism: Solea solea (common sole)
Lineage: Eukaryota; Metazoa; Chordata; Actinopteri; Pleuronectiformes; Soleidae
Product: gastrula zinc finger protein XlCGF26.1-like
Exons: 8
Coding region: 145-2067 (640 amino acids)
Cellular component (GO): nucleus
Source: RefSeq, a predicted model, not a curated record
AAAAGCACAACCUGGAAGUAGAAGGUGGGGUCAGGUGUGAAUAUCGCACGUUUUGCCAAACAACGAUAACAGUGCAGCAUUAUUUUAAUUGUAAGUCGACUGUGAUAGAGAAACGGCGGUUGUUUGUAGACACAUUAAUCCGUCAUGUCAGACUUGGAGACUCAGGUAGGCACCAUUGUGGAGAUAAUGGUUAAUGCGACUGUCACAGAAAUGAGCAAAGUUACGGCUGAAAACACACGCGACUGCUCGGAUGAAAAGGUGAUUCCGUUUAGUGUCUUCAUGAAGUCUUUGGCACGAGAAGCUGUGGAGAAGAUCUGCCAACUUUUCCACGAGUGUUCCUCUCUGCUGCAUUUAGAGGUGUCACAGGGUGUGGCAGAGAUUGAGGACCUGAGGCGGAGGCUGGAAGUGGCAGAGACGGAGCUGAUGCUGGUGUUGGAGGGCAGCAGAGGUCAGAAAGGAGCAGAGGAGCUCACAGAGGGGGCCAGUGGAGAGAAGGAUGGUAGGACGGCUUCGAUGAAUGGAACAGAAGGAGAAACCGUCCAGAGCAGCCAUCGCUCAGGGAGGAAGAGUCGCAGAGCUGUGGCUACAGGUGAUACAGGAGUGAAGAGGUCCCCUAUACUUCAUCUGUGGAAAGGCAGAACCUACGAGGAUAGUGUCCAACUAGUAACAAUUAAGGAAGAAGGUUUGGAAGCAUUCGUUGACCAGGCGUCUGCUGAUUCCAUUCAGUGCAGAGAUGAAACCACCCAGGACAAUGUCGACGACCCAGACUAUCAGUUAGUGGCAGAAGAUGUAGAUGAUGGUGUCCCAGGUUACAACACCAGACCAAAACGUGUUGUAAAGCCCAAAUUCCACCGCGGUCGAGCAAAGAAAGAGAGUCAAAACCAGCAGCCUCUGAGCUGCAAACACUGCAGGAAAACCUUUAGUAAGCUGCUGCAGCUCAAAGCCCAUCAGGUCAUCCAUGGAGUGAAUGCUGAGAAGCCCUUCCAUUGUUCGCAGUGUGGCAGAGGUUUUUCAUUCCAGCGCAGCCUCAAUGCACAUAUGCUUCUCCACACAGGGGAAAGACCACACAUUUGUGACAUUUGUGGGAAGGGUUUCACUCUGAAGCAACUGCUGAGGAACCACCAGCGCCUCCACACUGAGGUCAGGCCGUUUCGGUGUGAACAGUGUGGAAAGAGCUUCUACCGAGCCCAUGGCCUGAAAAUACAUCAGAUGGUCCACACUGGAGAGCGGGCACACAACUGCCAGUACUGUAACAAAAGCUUCACAAUACCAGGUAAUCUGCAGCGCCACCUACGCAUACACACAGGUGAAAAGCCAUUCAAAUGUGAGACAUGCGGCAAAAGCUUUAACCAGGCUGACACUCUGAAGGGCCAUCAGCGUAUACACACCGGUGAGCGUCCCUUUAGCUGCGAGACCUGUGGCAAGUGCUUCAUCCAGAAGAGUGCCUUGAAGAUGCACCAGAAGACCUCACACUCAGGGGAGAAUUCACUGGCCUGUGUAGCAUGUGGAACUGGGGUGGCCUGUGUUGACUCACUAAGAAAACACCUCCAGUCACACGCAGCAACUAUUCCAUGCACAUGUGUGAUCUGUGGCCAACAGCUCUGCUCCAUCACAGAACUGCGCUCACACCAGCAGCACCACACAGUGGACAGGCCUCACAGCUGCGGGCUGUGUGGGAAGAGUUUCAAGUCGUCAAGUUACCUGAAGAUUCACCUGAAGACGCACAGUGGGGAGAGGCCAUUUUCCUGCGACAUCUGUGGCCGUAUGUUUACACAGCACAGCAGCCUUAAAUCACAUCAGGUAGUCCACACGGGAGAGAAACCAUUCAGCUGUGACACGUGUGGGAAAUGUUUCAGCAACACGGGCAACCUGAACAGACACCAGCGUAUCCACACGGGGGAGAAGCCGUUCAGCUGUGACAUUUGUGGACGCAGCUUCAACCAGGGCAACAGCCUGAAGGCCCACCAGCAGAUACACACCGGGGAGAAACAGUUCAUGUGCGACAAGUGUGGGAAGAGUUUUGCCUACCUGAGGAACCUCAAGGACCACAAGUGUUUCUACGUCUAAUGCAGAGAGCUGUGAUCCCUGGUGGGAGAGCUGAUGGCAGACAUGUCCUUGUGACUGUGGAAAAAUAAGUGGGUGACUGGAAAGAAAUGACUUUGUAGAGAAAGUGGUAGGUAUUCAGACAACACCCUGAAUUUAAGAGCGAAAACUCCCCCGUUAAUUAAACUGAAUAACCACUAAUAGCCUCAUGCUUUCUGAAAGAUUGUUUUUUCUAAAGAGUUUUUGGCCCAGUGAACAUUGUGGCAAAUGGAUUAAAUGUUAACAACACAGUUUCAUUACUAUUACUUCAAUAAUCUGGUUUACUGAGGUAAUGUUCACAAAGUCUACUUUAGCCUCACUGAUCCAUUAAAAUCUUAAUUUCAUUCCAGAUUCAUUGAGAUUGUAAUCCACUUUUUUAAGUUGUAAGACUGGUUAUGGUUUUGUUUUUUUUCUCCUGCCAUUUUUUGGGAUUUUAAAUCACUGAAAUACAACUGUGACUUAUUUGGGGGAAAAGGUGCCUUGUGUGAGAACUGAUUCUCUGACUGAGAAGAUACAGAAGUAAGUACUAAGUGUUAUUUUGCAGCAAGGAUGUUUCUUCUUUUCCUGUGAAAAUGUGAAGUGUGUAUUUACAAGCUUUGUGGCUGUGAGUGAAAUGGAUAAACACUGCAAUUUUAA